Messenger RNA from Sardina pilchardus (European sardine), 2226 nucleotides. RefSeq names its product peroxisomal biogenesis factor 13 (gene pex13). Gene Ontology annotation, biological process: protein import into peroxisome matrix, docking. The coding region runs from base 102 to 1325 and encodes 407 amino acids. NCBI's taxonomy places the organism in Eukaryota, Metazoa, Chordata, Actinopteri, Clupeiformes, Clupeidae. The transcript is spliced from 4 exons. The record is from RefSeq and is a predicted model, not a curated record. Gene Ontology annotation, cellular component: peroxisome; peroxisomal importomer complex; peroxisomal membrane. Gene Ontology annotation, molecular function: protein binding.
GGAGGGUAUCCAGUUAGGUCCUGGCUGUAGUAGGUGGCUAGCAAACUUCGGAGCGUCAGGGAUCUUGAGAAUUAGAUUAUUUUUCACAAGCAUUUCGAACGAUGUCACAGCCUCCUCCUAAACCCUGGGAGAGACGGAUUCCUGGGGCAGUUAAUGCACCUCUGCACUAUCGUACCACAGACUUUGGGUAUGGAUCUACGCCAAUCGGUCCGUCCACUUCAGUCCCCCCUGGUCUGACACGGGUCGCACCUCCGUUGCCGCCAAGACCCGUCCAGCAGUCCUACCGCCCGAACUUCGGCUCCUAUCCAUCAUCUUACGGCCACUAUGGUACCUCAAUGUAUGGUGGCUACAGUCCAUACGGCUAUGGAGGGUAUGGAAUGGGUGGAGGUGCUCUGGGUUACAGUCGCUUUGGGACGGAGGAGACACAGCCUAGCCGCUUCGUCCAACAGGCGGAGGAAAGUAGCCGCAGGGCCUUUCAGUCGAUCGAGAGCAUAGUCCAGGCAUUCUCAUCUGUGAGUAUGAUGAUGGACGCCACUUUUUCAGCUGUAUACAACAGUUUCCGUGCCGUACUGGAUGUAGCCAACCACUUUUCCCGACUGCGAGCACACUUUGCCAAAGUACUGUCAGCCUUUGCGCUGGUGCGCACGUUGCGCUACUUGUACCGUCGACUACAGCGGCUUCUAGGACUACGCCGCGACGCAGAGGUGGAGGAUCUUUGGGCCGACAGUGAGGCCACAGCUACUAUUGCCCUUUCAUCAGGCGGGGCGAGGAGUGAUCCUCGGGGCGACUCAGUGAAGUCUUGGCCCAUCUUCCUGUUCUUUGCAGUGGUCCUGGGAGGCCCUUACCUGAUCUGGAGGCUUCUGCGGUCUGCCGAGGGGACAGAGGAAACAGCCACCAACUGGGCGAGUGGAGAGGAUGACCAUGUUGUGGCCCGAGCAGAGUUUGACUUCACAGCUGCCUCUGAGGAGGAGCUCUCCUUUCAGACUGGAGACAUGCUCAACCUUGCACCCAAAGAGCAACAGCCUCGAGUUCGCGGCUGGUUGUUGGCCAGCGUGGACGGCCAGACCACAGGCCUGGUCCCUGCCAACUACGUGAAGGUCCUUGGCAAGAGGAGGGGUAGGAGGCAUGCGGAGCUGGAGAGGCUGGCACAGCAGCAACAGCAGGCCCCCCAGCCAGGCCUGGCCUCUGCCUCUGGCACCAGCCCUGCCACGGUGCUGCCUCAAAGUUGCCCGGAAGAGAUGUUGGAGUCGGUGUUCCGGGAAACGCCGGCUCCGUGUGCCCCGGCCUCAAUAGUCAUGACGUCAGAAAAGAUGGAUCUGCUGUAGGGACGCGUGUGCUUAGUGUGCGGAAUGCACUAAUAGAAUGUAUCGGAAGCCCUGUGUGUGGUUUCACUUCAUUCCCUGUCGCCAGAUCAGGUGACUUGUGUUCCCGUGUCCAUGUCCCAGGAGUGGGAGUGGAGAAUCCAACUGUAUGUGGCUGCACUGCAACUUAGUUAGGCCCUUCACUGAUGCUGGUACAUCACACGGUCCCACAACCAUGCUUUAAUGCCCAGUGAGCAUUUUCAACAGAAAUAAAUAUGUGGAUUCAACGAUUCAACAACAAUUCUGUCAUGCGGUUAGCUUCAUGUUCAAUUUUAUCACCGGAGAUUUGUGUACAAAAGAGGGAACGUUUGUCGUUUUAAAUUCGGAUUUGAUUAACAUUACUGUCAUGAUAUUGUGGAAGCAUACACUUAGUCGGAUCAAAGCCAUAACAUGUCAAAUCAUUAUGUGCCCUCAUAACACGUGUUCAGUUAUUGGGUAUGUUGGUUCUUUUUGCUUGUUAUGAAAUAGUUGAAAACAUCAUUAACAUGAACCCCUUGUCAUGAAUCAGGAAUGUUCCAAGAAUUCCAUUGUUAAUACUCCAACAGCCAUAGAUAUUAUAAAGCUUUACAAUAUCUAUGGCAACAGCCUCAUGGUGUGUACUCUAUAGAUAUUCCAGGGGCAUACAAAUGAACCACAUUAUGUGUACCGGUUUAGACGGAUGGCUUUUCUUGCUAACCCAUUUGAGUGUGUGACAUAUGAGUAAAACUGUUCUGUGCAUUUACAUAUUUUGAAUCCUUCCUAAAAAUAUGCACUUUUUCUGCGGUUAUUUAAUUUGUGCUUGUUAAUUCUCCUGGACACAUUUACAACUAUGUAAUUAUGUAAAUAUUAGUCAUUAUUUUGGGAAUAAAAAUGUCCAUAAACUGUC